AUGGCUGCUGUCAAAGUUAGCCUCAUUACGGCAUCCUCUGCAGGCCUGGGCGCUGCCAUUGCAAAGCGCCUUGCUGCGGCCAAUUAUAAUGUUGCCAUAAACUAUCACUCUUCGCCUUCCAAAGCGGAGGCUGUCCUCGAAGAAAUGGAGGACUCCAUAGGUCAUAGCUCCACCAAUCCAUCUGGACGUUUUCUUGCUGUGCAAGCAGAUAUCAGCAGUGUGACUGAGAUCCGUCGGCUUGUGGAUGAGGUGGUCUCUCGAUUUGGACGCUUGGAUGUUGUUGUCUCAAAUGGCGGUUGGACACGCAUCACCAACUUCACAAACCUGGAUGACAACAUCGACGAGGCAGACUGGGAUCGAUGUUGGAAUAUGAAUGUAAAGAGCCAUCUGAUCCUGUUGCAUGCUGCAACAAAGCAUCUGGGUGAGCAAGAUGGCGCUUUUGUGACUAUUGCUAGCGUAGCAGGUGUCAAGCCGAGUGGGAGCUCUGUGCCAUAUGCAGUUACCAAAGCAGCGCAGAUUUAUCUGGUCAAGUGCCUGGCGGGCAUUGUAAGCCCAAGGGUACGAGUGAACUCGAUCUCGCCUGGAAUCUUGAUGACGGACUGGGGCCGCCAAUUUUCUGCUGAGCGGUUGCAAAUUGCCCAACAGAAAUCCAGCUUGAAGAGAUUCGCCACCGUAGAGGCAUGUAUUCAUUGUGUGCAAGCAGUAGCUGAAAACAAGUCUAUGACAGGUAUAAACUCAGUUUUGGAUGCUGGGUUCUUGCUCGGGUGA
This is a messenger RNA of Exophiala aquamarina CBS 119918, 768 nucleotides long. RefSeq names its product alcohol dehydrogenase. The transcript is spliced from 4 exons. The record is from RefSeq and is a predicted model, not a curated record. Lineage: Eukaryota; Fungi; Ascomycota; Eurotiomycetes; Chaetothyriales; Herpotrichiellaceae. The coding region runs from base 1 to 768 and encodes 255 amino acids.